This is a messenger RNA of Colius striatus (speckled mousebird), 1188 nucleotides long. It is a transcript of the gene C2H6orf120, whose product is annotated as chromosome 2 C6orf120 homolog. The record is from RefSeq and is a predicted model, not a curated record. The transcript has 2 exons. The coding region runs from base 264 to 821 and encodes 185 amino acids. Lineage: Eukaryota; Metazoa; Chordata; Aves; Coliiformes; Coliidae.
UCGGAGGUGAGCCGUGCCCCGGCCCUCGGUCGGCCGGGUGACGCCGGAACCGCUGUCGGGGCCGGCGGGGCCCGGGGCCGGCGGGAGCCGCGCCGCGUCCCUGUGCGCUGUCCGCUGCCCUCUGCGGCUGUCCCCGCCGCGAGGCGGGCGGAGGCGCUGGUGGUUCUGUCCAAGGUCUCCUGAAUCGUUGCUCCAGCGCCAGAACGUUCGCUUUUGUCCACAGACUAGUGCACAGGACACAGGAAGAGUCCGAACCUAAGGUCAUGGCAGUGCGCUGGAGAAGAGUCCUGACGGUAUUUGUGGCAGCUCAAGUACUAGUUGUGGCAAAUGCCUUUGAGGAAGAGGAUGUACCUGAAGAAUGGCUUCUUCUUCACGUUGUUCAAGGUCAGAUCGGGGCAGGAAACUACAGCUAUUUGAGACUAAAUCACGAGGGAAAGAUAGUGCUUCAGAUGCAGAGUUUGAAGGGUGAUGCAGACUUGUAUGUGUCUGACAUGACGCUUCACCCCAGCUUUGACGAGUACGAGCUGCAGUCCGUGACCUGUGGCCAAGACAUUGUCCGCGUGCCCGCGCACUUCCGCCGCCCCGUAGGCAUCGGCAUUUACGGGCACCCCUCUCACCUGGAGAGCGAGUUUGAAAUGAAAGUGUACUACGACCGAACGGUUGUGCAGUAUCCCUUUGGCGAGGCUUCUUACAACCCUGAGGAGAUGGAGGCAAACCAGAAAUACUCACAGGCCGCAGAAGAUGAAUCUCAGGAGGAGGAGUCGGUCUUCUGGACUAUACUUAUUGGGAUCUUGAAAUUAAUACUUGAAAUUCUUUUUUAAAUUGAAAACGCACUGGACUAAGUCACACUUCAGCCUGUGAAAUCAAACGUGAAUGACUUGCUGUAGUAUUUAAUACUCUUUGUUACGUUUCCAGAAGAGGUAUCAGGUUACUUUUCCUAAUCCAGAAAGGAAGUGGGGUGUGGGGGGAAAGCCAUAUUUAAUUUUAUAUUGUAAAUCCUCUCCUCUCUGUGAAAUGAGCAGCGAGCACAGUAAUGCAGUGUUCUUCAGAGAUUAGGGCUUAAAAAUGAGUGUACAGUUGGGAUCUUGUUAAAUUCACUUUAAACAGGUGCUUAGGAAAAUCACCUCCAAUGCAGUAUUUUCUAUUGUUUUUUUUAUAAAGAAAAGUGAAAUAAACUGCUGCACUUCA